CUGAGGAUUUACAGUGAAAGAACUCUGCUUUUUUGUCUACUUCUCUCUUUGUUGAAGAAAUAAACAUGUUCCAUCUCAGAUCAAAUCAAACCUAGAAAACCGGUUUUUGAGAUGUUUUUUCUGAGACAGUUUUAUUAACUGUUCAGUUUAAGGUUACAAUAGGUGGGGAGAAAACAGUUUGUGUAAAGAAUUGAAUAGAAAAAGAACUGGAUUUUAGUCGGGGAAAUGAGAGAUUUUCCAUCUUGUUUUGGUGAAAAUGGAGUGCAAGUGACUGAUUUUUCAUCAUCAGGUACUGGUAAAAAUGCACAGAAUUUGGUUAUUUGUGUUUAUCGAUGUCGAAUUCGGGUUCGGCCUUGUUUAAUAACUGUUACUUGGACCAAGAGCUUGAUGGGGCAAGGGUUGAGUAUAGGGAUUGAUGAUUCUGCAAAUCAAUGUCUUUGUAAGGUUGAUAUAAAGCCUUGGUUGUUCUCCAAGAGAAAAGGGUCUAAGAGUUUAGAAGCAUGUUCUUGUAAAAUCAAUGUAUAUUGGGACCUUUCUUCGGCUAAGUUCGGAUCUGGGCCUGAACCGUUCGAAGGGUUUUAUGUUGGUGUUGUUGCCAAUAAGCAAAUGGUUUUGCUUCUUGGGGACAUGAAGAAAGAAGCUUGUAAGAAAACUGGUGCAACUCAUGUUCCUUCUAGUGCCAUUUUGGUGGCCAAGAAAGAGCAUGUUUUCGGCAAGACGGUAUUUACUACCAAGGCGCAGUUUUGUGAUAAUGAUCGGAUUCAUGAUCUGAUGAUUGAAUGCGAUAUGGUUGGUGUUAGCGAUCCAUGCCUUGUAAUUCGUGUGGAUGGAAAGGCCUUGAUGCAAGUGAAGCGUCUGCAGUGGAAGUUCAGAGGGAACCAUACCAUUUUGGUCGAUGGGAUGGCCAUAGAAGUGUUUUGGGAUGUGCAUAAUUGGCUCUUUGGCACAUCACUCGGUGGAAAUGCUGUUUUUUUGUUCAAGACAUCUGGUGCAUCAGAAGAGAAGUUGUGGUUUAGCCAAAACAUUCCCAGUCCGAGUUCCUUGCAAUGGUCGUUCUCGCAGAGAUUUCAAGAUUCAAAGUUGCAGAAUCCCGGCUUUUCACUGAUUUUGUAUGCUUGGAAGAACGAGUAGAGAGAUUGUGAAUUCUUCUAAACUCUCUAAUGCAAACAAAAGCUUUCAGCGAGUUGUGAUUUUUAUCUACUCUGAUUUUAAUUACAAUUAAUUCAAUUAAAAGCUGGUCCAUUUGUGUUUAUGUU
This is a messenger RNA of Hibiscus syriacus, 1256 nucleotides long. RefSeq lists its product as uncharacterized. NCBI's taxonomy places the organism in Eukaryota, Viridiplantae, Streptophyta, Magnoliopsida, Malvales, Malvaceae. The transcript is spliced from 3 exons. The record is from RefSeq and is a predicted model, not a curated record. The coding region runs from base 226 to 1131 and encodes 301 amino acids.